CGUAGGCAAACAUAUUGGAUAUGUUGCUGGAUUGACCCGCUAUGAGAAUAAUAUAUGGAUUUAAGUUAAAGUGUUAAUAUUAUUCUCAUGCGACCAUUAGUAUAACUAUCCUUCGACUUGAAGUCAUUACGUUCUUUGCUCCUUUGGAUCUGGGUCCGUUCUAUUUGCGGUGGUAAGGCGAACAUAGCAGGGUCUUAUAGCAACUGUAGGGGGAGGGUGUGAGACGAAGGUAGUUCAGCUGUUCUAUUGCGUUAGUUAGAAUCGGGUGUAGGAGAAUCGAGAAAUAGAAUAAAAUGGUGGACCUGGGUCGGGUGCAGAAGGAGUUGAAAGAGUGCAACAGAGAUGUGCAGGAUUCAGGCAUACAGAUCAGUCCGAGAGGGGACGGGUUGACUCAUCUGAACGGCACUAUUCCUGGCCCCAUCGGUACUCCCUACGAAGGGGGAAUUUUCAAGAUCGACAUAAUUCUACCUGAUGGAUACCCAUUUGACCCUCCAAAAAUGAAAUUCUCCACAAAAGUUUGGCACCCAAACAUAAGCAGUCAAAGUGGUGCAAUAUGCCUCGACGUCUUGAAAGACCAGUGGAGCCCGGCACUUACUCUAAAGACGGCACUCCUCUCUAUACAAGCGCUACUUUCUGAUCCUCAACCAGAUGAUCCACAGGAUGCAGUGGUAGCACAACAGUAUCUUAGAGAUUACAACACCUUUGUUGGCACUGCUCGGUACUGGACAGAUGCUUUUGCCAAACCCUCUUUCGGACUUGAUGAAAAGGUGCAACGAAUUGUAGAAAUGGGUUUCCCUGAAGCCCAGGUUAGGACUACCCUGGAACUAGUUGGUGGAGAUGAAAACCUUGCUCUUGAAAGUCUAUGCUCAUGCUAGUGAGUGCCUGUGUCAAAGAGGCAAAGAAUAUAUGUUCUGACAUGGCUGACUCUCUGCUUCCUUGGGAAUGCUGAAACCAAUAAAAAAGAGGCAAAGAAACACAGCAAGAAACAAAUCUUGAACAUUGUAAGCCUUCUCUCACUAGUUUUUUGUUACUCUGUUUUGAACACUUGAGAUCUUAUGUCAGCAAUAUCAUACGCAUAACACUUAAUGAGAGAAUUGCUGAUAUAUUUCAGGUUACUUUGCCUACUCUCCGCCGUUUGUUUGUGGUUUA
Molecule: messenger RNA, 1149 nt
Organism: Cuscuta campestris
Lineage: Eukaryota; Viridiplantae; Streptophyta; Magnoliopsida; Solanales; Convolvulaceae
Source: the annotation of a GenBank genome assembly